UUGCGCAAGACACACACAAAAAAAGGAAAAAUAAAAAGAAAAAUAAAAAAAAAAAAGAUAAAAAAGACAUCCUGCUGGGUCUUUGACCUCAGUGUGUCCCAGGGAACACUAAUCCUGAACCUGAUUAUCCCCUUGAUGCCAAAAACUGUACAAAUGGAGCGGGGGAUUUUCCCCUGGCACUGUGAAGUUCUUACUGCCUUUCCACAGGCCCCAAAGGACCUCUUUACAUCCAUUUUCCUCAGUUUUUGGCUUUAGCCAGCACACUGCACAUCUCAGGCAGAACAACCGGCCCUGAGCGCGGCGCCGGCCACCCCCUCGCCGCCAUCGCCAGGCGGAGGCAGCCCCAUGGAGGCCAUCCAGGAGUCAUUCCAGAAGGUGGAGAAGAUCGGGGAGGGUACUUACGGUGUGGUGUACAAGGCUCGCAACAAGCGCACGGGGCAGCUGGUGGCCCUCAAGAAGAUCCGCUUGGACGCGGAGUCGGAGGGUGUCCCCAGCACCGCGAUCCGGGAAAUCUCGCUGCUGAAGGAGCUGAAACACCCCAACAUAGUCAAGCUCCUGGAUGUCAUACACAGCCAGAAGAAGCUCUAUAUAGUAUUUGAGUAUCUGAGUCAGGACCUGAAGAAAUACAUGGACUCAUGCCAGUCUGGAGCACUCCCUUUAAGCUUGGUCAAGAACUACCUUUUCCAGCUGCUGCAGGGUGUGAGCUUCUGCCACUCGCAUAGGGUCAUCCACAGGGACUUGAAGCCGCAGAACUUGCUCAUUAACGAAGCAGGAGCGAUCAAGUUGGCUGAUUUUGGACUGGCAAGAGCUUUCGGAGUCCCGCUGCGCACAUACACUCAUGAGGUGGUGACUCUGUGGUACCGAGCCCCUGAGAUACUGCUGGGAUGCAGGUACUACUCAACCCCUGUGGAUAUCUGGAGCAUCGGCUGCAUCUUUGCAGAAAUGAUGACCAGGAAGGCCCUGUUUCCAGGGGACUCCGAGAUCGACCAGCUCUUCCAGAUCUUUCGCAUCCUGGGCACUCCCACCGAGGUGACCUGGCCCGGUGUGACCCAGCUGCCUGACUACAAGGGGAGCUUUCCCCGGUGGCCAAAGAAGGAGAUGAAGGAUGUUGUUCCCAACUUGGAUCGAGAUGGGAGAGACUUACUGACGCAAUUGCUCCUGUAUGAUCCCAGCAAGCGCAUCUCAGCCAAGGCAGCCCUCAACCACCAGUACUUCCUCUGCAGGAGCUCCGGGACCCCUGAACAGCGACGUGCACUGCGGAGAGAAUGCAGAUGAGAGGACGCAGCUCUCCCCAAGCUCCUGCACCUCCAGGUAGCACCGCAGCUCUGGUUUGGGGCCCAGCUGGGACUUGGGGUCUUGCUUCUCCUGAGGAGCCUGGAAGGGGACAUUCUCGGCAUUUAGAGACUCUCAGCCCGUUGCUGGGGGAAAGUUUGUUUUGCAGCCAGAGAGCUGUUUUGAAGAGGUCAUGUGCAAAAGGGUGGGGAUCAUUUAACAGCAUAAAACACUGUUUUAUGCAAUGUACAGAAGAGAGAGCAUCUCUCAGAGGUUUGUCCUUGCAUUAGUGAGUUAAGGUGACACACAGUGAGUUCUAUCUCCAGCACUGGAGCAUCCCUAGGUCUGUCAGUGGCAGUUGCUGGCACCAGGGCGUGCUGGAGCUCCACUUUGGGAAAGGGAGCACUUCU
Empidonax traillii (willow flycatcher) is the source of this 1682-nucleotide messenger RNA. RefSeq names its product cyclin dependent kinase 3 (gene CDK3). Bases 346 to 1275 code for a protein of 309 amino acids. The transcript has 8 exons. Gene Ontology annotation, molecular function: ATP binding; cyclin-dependent protein serine/threonine kinase activity; cyclin binding. Gene Ontology annotation, cellular component: cytoplasm; cyclin-dependent protein kinase holoenzyme complex; nucleus. NCBI's taxonomy places the organism in Eukaryota, Metazoa, Chordata, Aves, Passeriformes, Tyrannidae. The record is from RefSeq and is a predicted model, not a curated record. Gene Ontology annotation, biological process: G1/S transition of mitotic cell cycle; signal transduction; regulation of gene expression.